CCAUCACCAUCACCAGAUCAUCCCCUUCCUUCAAACGUACGUUAAAAACAAAAAAAAAUAAAAAAUCCUGUGUAUUGGGUAGCCUAAUUCAACACAUGAUCAUGAUCAUGAUCACGAUCUGUAUUCAAAUCACAGAUGUUUUGGAGUGGGUUGUCUGAGAUUCCCUUUGUUUGUGUAAUGAAAAUUACUGAAUUGUAGUACCAAAUCACGGAGAUUCUGUUCUUCAUCAGUUGAAGUACUACUGUACUGUAACACUCAGUACCAGUCUCAGGAGCAACUCCCGUUAAAGCUUCACCAUUUCUGGUUCCAUAUCUCCGGCUUGAACUUGAAAUCGCUCUGUAUAAAUGGCUCCAUCUUUCUAUUUCAGACCCGCUACCAUUUUCGCUUCCAAGCCAUCAUCCUCUUAUACCCUUCUCUUCUUGGCCAUCCUCUUCAUUAUCGGGCUCUAUACCCUCCACCACCACCACGACACCGCCGGAACUCCUGGAAAUGCUCUCCACUUUGGCGACCUAUUCCUCUCCGCCGCCUCCAACUACACCAUUUCGUCCUAUCUCCGCCGCCUCACCCGCCACCCCCACGUCGCCGGCACCGAGGCGGCCGUCCAAACCGCUAUGUAUGUUGAGAACCAUUUCAGAGACCUGGGGAUGGACACCUUCGUGAAACACUACAAUGCCCUUCUCUCUUAUCCUGCGCACGCCUCCCUCUCCGCUCACUUUAGCAACGGCACAGUGAAGGCGGCGGCGCUGGCCGAACAGGGCUCGGCCGGGAACGACGUCAUCCCACCGUACCACGCCUACUCACCGUCCGGAUCGGCGUACGGCAAGGCCGUGUUCGUGAACUACGGCAUGGAGGAGGACUACGGGGCGCUAGCGGCGCAAGGGGUGAGCGUCGCUGGGUGCGUGGUGGUGGCGCGGCGCGGAGUGGCGCCUAGAAACGCGGUGGUGGAGAAGGCGGCGGAGAAUGGGGCGGCGGCGGUGCUAAUGUACUCGGAAACGGAGGGUUUCGGCGACGGGGUUGAGAGGGGGACGGUGAUGGCCGGUUUAGGGGACCCGCUGAGUCCCGGCUGGGCCGGGGUUGACGGCGGAGAGAUAUUGGGGUUGAACGACAAAGAGGUUGUGAGGAGAUUUCCCAAAAUACCCUCGAUGCCGGUGUCGGCCGAUACUGCGGAGGCCAUUUUGAGUACACUUGAAGGGCCCAGGGCGCCCUCCGAAUGGAAGGCCAGGGCUUUAAGGGUUGGUCCUGGUCCUACUAUGCUCAAUUUCAGCUAUCAGGGUGUGAAGAAGUUGGCGACAUUGCGUAAUGUUUUUGCGAUGAUAAGAGGAUCAGAAGAGCCUGAUCGCUUUGUAUUACUUGGCAACCACAGAGAUGCAUGGACGUAUGGAGCUGUUGACCCCAAUAGUGGAACUGCCGCCUUGCUUGACAUUGCUCGUCGAUAUGCUCUUCUUAUGCGUUCUGGGUGGAAUCCUCGAAGAUCAAUUGUUCUCUGCAGUUGGGAUGCAGAGGAGUUUGGGAUGAUAGGAUCUACCGAGUGGGUUGAGCAAAACCUUCUGAACCUGGGCUCUAAAGCUGUAGCCUACCUUAAUGUGGAUUGUGCGGUGCAAGGUCCUGGAUUCUUUGCUGGUGCAACUCCUCAGCUAGAUGAUCUCCUUGUUGAGGUCACUAAAAAGGUUAAAGAUCCUGACUCAGAUGACAUGACAUUAUACAAGAAGUGGACAACAACUAGUAACGGCAUCAAUAUCCAGAGACUCAGUGGAGUAGAUUCAGAUUUUGCUCCAUUUUUGCAACAUGCAGGGGUUCCUUCAAUUGAUCUGUAUUAUGGCAGAGAUUUUCCAGUCUAUCAUACUGCUUUUGAUGACUUCAGUUGGAUGAUAAAAUAUGGAGAUCCAUUGUUUCAGCGGCAUGUUGCAGUAACUGGAGUUUGGGGACUUCUUGCACUUCGCCUGGCUGAUGAUGCAGUUCUACCAUUUAACUACCUUUCAUAUGCUGCUGAACUGCAGGAGUAUGCAAAUAUCUUGAGCACUUUGUUGGGAGGGAAUGUCUUCCUACGGCCUAUUUUAGCAGCCAUCCAGGAACUUAGGGAUGCAGCAAAAAAGGCUGAGGACGAAGCAAUGAAAAUGAGAGUGCUAGAAACUGCGGGCAAUUUGAUGUUGAAGCAGCGUGCAUUAAAUGAUCGCUUGAUGUUUGCUGAAAGAGGCUUCUUGGAUGCAGAAGGGCUUCAAGGCAGACAGUGGUUUAAGCAUCUGGUUUAUGGACCUCCUCGUCACCAUGAAAGCAAACUGGUUUUCUUCCCGGGACUAGUUGAUGCUGUUUCACAGUUUAGACGAACGAACAAGAAUGAAGGGCAGGCAGCAAUGCAGCAUGAGAUCUGGAGGGUUGCCAGGGCCAUACAAAGAGCUGCCUAUACUUUAAGAGGUGAAUUUGCCUAGAACUAUUUAUUAAAAAUGGGCUCCCAUAUGGAAGGCAGUUGCCUAUGAUUAGAGAGUCGAAAUUGUAAAUAUCCACCCUUUUUGUUAUGGUUUUUGGAAAGUCAAAAUGCCUCUGUGCGGCCGCACAGAGAGAAUGAACUGUA
Molecule: messenger RNA, 2569 nt
Organism: Diospyros lotus (date-plum)
Lineage: Eukaryota; Viridiplantae; Streptophyta; Magnoliopsida; Ericales; Ebenaceae
Product: probable glutamate carboxypeptidase AMP1
Exons: 10
Coding region: 345-2426 (693 amino acids)
Molecular function (GO): carboxypeptidase activity
Source: RefSeq, a predicted model, not a curated record